AUGAUACAACAAUGGGAUAGCCAAAAAAAGGUACUGGAAUCUAAACAACCGAUGGACGUACAAAUGCUACAAAGUCAGAAGCGUGAGCUAACUAUGCAGCUAGAUCGAGAACAGUCGGAAAAACAAGAACUAUUUUUGCAGUUAAACACGUUGAUCGCCCAAGUAGCCGAAGCUAAUCGUGAAGUUUCGGAGAAAGAAAGUACUAACAAUGAGCUGAAAUCAGAAAAUAGUCAGUUGAAACUUAAAUUAGAAAGUAUUCAACAGAUACAAGGCCAUUUGAACAAUAAUGUUCAUGAGCUUCAAGAGGAGUUACGGUCGAAGAAGAAUGAAACUGAGGGACUUAAAAAUGAUAUUGCUAAACGGGAAGAUGAAAAGAAGCAGUUGGAAGCUUGUGUUCAAGAACUGGAACAGGAACUGAAAAUGAAAGCAGCUGCGUUGCAAAGUUUAAUGCUUGUCAAAAAGGAGAAACCGGCUGAGGAUCCUACUGUUUUGACAUCCGAAAAUAGCAAUUUAAAGAAGAAAAUCAAAGAGUUAAAUGAUGUUUUAUCUGAGAAAGAAACAGAGUUGACAAAUGCCGUGGAAGAAAAAACUAAAGAACGCAUAGAACUUCAAAAAAAGUUGGAUGUAAUGGAGGAACAUUUACAAGCAAAUGAAGCUCAGUUACGGCAGAAGGAUAAUGAGCUUAACGAAAUGGCCAAGAAGCUUUCAGAACAGGGAGGACAUAUCGAGUUACUGCAGUCAUCUAGUGAUGAAAGAAAGAACAAUCUGGAAAUUAUAAGGAGAAAUCUAGAUGAGAAAACAGCGGCAUAUGACACCCUUACACAUGAGCUUGAUCAAUAUAAAAAAGCUGUUGAAACAACUGAGGCUUUGAAAAAACAAUUAGAAGGAGCCGAAAAGACAAUUAAAGAACUUAAAAAAAAAAAUCAGUCUUUGCAAAAAACAAGCGAUGAAAGAGCAGAAUUUAUUCAAACUGCUGAGAAACAGGCAGCACUGGACACUUCGAAACUAAUGGAACAGUUGAAAGAGCAGCAAACGAAAACUUUGGAAGCCGAAAGUGACUGUACCACUUACAGUGCUAGAAUAUUGAAUUUAGAAGCUGAGGUUAAGAGGUUGAGCUCCCAAGUUGACAAGAGUCAUGAUGCUACCGAUGAGGUAAAACGACUGCAAAAGGAGUUAGAGAUGGUAAAGAAGGAGAAUGCAACUUUAGUUGACGCUGUCGAAAGUGCAGAGGCAAAAGCUGACGAGUCUGAAAGGUCAAACCGGGAAACGAUUGAGGAGCUUGAGGAGGAAUUAAGGUUUAUGCAAGAAAAAAUGUCUGAUUUGGAGCAUUUAAACGAAGGCUAUAAAGAACAGAUGAAAAAAUUAGAGGACGAAAAGUCAGUUGUAACUGAAAAAAGUAACGAGUUGGGUUCAAAGGUAACAUCUUUGUCUCUGGAAUUGGAAGAAGCCAAAGCUCAUUUGGUAAAGCAGCAAAAGACGUCUGAAGAUUUAGAAAUUGAAAACAAAAGACUCUUGGCAAAGGCGAACAUUGAAGAAGAAGUGGUCACCUUGGCCACUUCUUUACAGUCGGAAAGGGAAGAAAAAAGCACUCUCCAGAAGGAAAUUCUGGAUGCUCGGAAACAGGUGCACGAGUUGCAAAAGGAAAAUGAAGAAUUAACGAAGCAGCUUAGUGAACAAAUUCAAGAGCUUCAGGAUGACAAGCUAAAAUCAUCGGAUGAGACUGAAGUAUUAGUUAAAAGGAUUGAGAAAAUGAAGAGAGAUAUACAAGAAGAGCAGGAAGAACAUAAGAGUGCAGUUGCGAAGCUUGAUUCCGAAGUAGCACGACUGCAGAAGGCUUUACUUGAUAAAGAUUCUGCUGUAGAGUUACUUCAAGCCAAUCUCACAAAUACUCAUAAGAAAGAAUUGGCAAAACUUAAGGAUGAUUUUGACGAAAAACUCCGUAAAGAGACUGUCGUUCACAAGGACGAGCUGGAUAAACUAAAAGGUGAAUACGAUGAAAAACUGAAUAUUCAAACGACUGCUUAUAAGAAGGAGUUAGAUAAGGUGAAGGAUGAAUACGACGGUAAAUUGGGCAGUGGGACAAGUGCUCAUAAGAAAGAGUUGGAUAAGCUGAAGGUUGAGUACGAUGAGAAAUUGGACGAUGAGAAAACUGCCCAUAAGAAAGAGUUAGCUCGGCUAAAGGAUGAGUUCGACGGGAAACUGAACGAUGAGACAGCUGUACUUAAAAAAGAGUUGGCUAAAGUAAAGAAUGAAUAUGAAGAAAAACUGAACAACGAGGCAACUACUUACAAGAGAGAGUUGGCUGAACUGAAGAGUGAGUAUGAUGGGAAUCUGCAUGCUGAAGCAGCUACUCACGAGAAGGAAUUAACCAAAUUGAAGGAGGAUUAUGAUGGGAAACUACACGAAAAGGCACUACAGUUGGAGAAAUUGCAGUCGAGUAACAGUAUUUUAUUGCAGGAAGCUGAAAAACUUCGGGGACAACAGAGAACAGCGUUUGGACUUCCUGAAGAGGUAAAUGCAUUGCGGGAAAAACUGUCAUUAAGAGAGACAGAAAUUACUGGACUUAAAGAAGAAUUAUUAGCCGUAAGGGUUGAGAAGAAUGAGCUAGCAUCAGCGUUAACCAAAAAGUGUCCAGAAGAGAGUACGCUUCUGAGUAAAAUGUCUGUUGUUGAGGAUGAACUUUCAAAGCUAAAAAAAUAUAUGCAGAAAACGAGUCAACACGUGGAAGAACAUAGUAAGGGAGGGGAUUUGGAAGAACAGCUUCUAAUAGAACUCGAUGAUGCUCAUCAGAACACCGUUAGCGGUAACAACCUGACAUCUUUAAGUAGUGGAAAGAAACCUGACCAAUUCGAUUUUGAAAGUUCUGUUGAUUUAUUCAAGAGUUUAGAAGACGAUCGACAAAUCAAGAAGAAAGACAGGAAUGUUACGGAAACGAAUGAACUAGGAUCUUUUCUGGAAAUGCGGGAUUCUUUUGCGGAUAUCUUAGCUUUGAGUGAUUCGGUAGGGAAAGAUGUCUCUCUUGGGCCUGGUAAGACGUUACCGAAAUUAGGAGAGCGAAAAAGCAGUACAUUCAUUGGUGAACUAGAAAAUGGCAGUGCUGUAGAAAAUAUUUCUUUGCUUGAACUUAAUUAUGACUCCAAAAUUGGUCAACAACUGGAAGAAGCCAAAAAACAAUUGGAAGAGCAGAAAUUACGUUGUGAGGAAUUAAAAAAAUCUCGGGAUCUUGCUGAGGGGACUGUUUUACAGCUGAAGCAAGACGUGAAGGGGCUGGAAACUGAGGUUAUUAGGUUAGAGAAGUCAAAUAGUGUGGUUAUCACUGAAAGACGGGAUUUGGAAACUGAGCUUAAAAAUACAAAACAGGCUUUGUUAGUUGAAAUCGAAACGAAUGCGAAGUUGAAAGAAGAGGCUUUCCAAUCGAGUGAUAAAGUUAAACUUGCGGGUGAGAAGACAAGAUCUGCUGAGAAGGAGGUGUUAGAGCUGAAAAGUGCAAAAAUUGAACUUUUGACAAAAAAUAGAGAUUUAGAGAAGGCUUUAAAGCAAUCAAAUAGUAUGGCCGCGAAUUUGGAACUUAAAAUAAAAGAAAUGAAACAUGCUGCAGAAGUCGAGAAGACACAUCAGGAGACCUUCGAUAUCAUCUACUCAGAAUUUAUAGAGCUGAGCGUGCAGCUUACGAACUGGAAGCAAAACGUGCUAGGUAAAGGAGCUGGACUGUUGACUGUUGCACAUGUAAUGAACAGUGCUAGAAAAGAAGCAUUUGACUCAGAUCAGUCGACUAUAGUAGGAGAUGAAGUCCUCCGGAAACGUUUUUCUGACGGUAGCUUUAGUAGUGAGGAAUCGAAAGUUGUUAGUGAAUUUCCUUUGCAAGUAGGCACAGAAGACGGAAGUGUAGAAGAACGAAACCAGGAUGACGACACUGUAAUCCGCCAGUCCUUUAUCGACAAAGUGUUAGCUCGGUUCAUAUCUAAUAAUUUGAAGUCGUUUGCUGAAGUUAUUAAAUCAGUUGUCGAGCAUUUGCAAAAAGAGGGUAAAGAAAAAGCGUUGGAACUGGAAAAGCUUACUAGGCUUCUGGAAAAAUCAAAACUGGAUACGGAUGCAGAAGUAAAAAAGGGUUUGAAACUGCAGGAAGAAAACAAUUUUCUAAUAGAAGAUAACAACAGGUUUGAAGAACAGUUAAACAAAUAUAAAGCUGACAUCAGUAGGCUAAAAAAAAAAGAUGAAGAGGAGAUGGCAAGACUGGGAGAGGCGGAAACACGACUGAUGAAGAGUGAAAAGAUUGCUAACGAACUUGGUUGUCGGCUUAAAAAGUAUUCGGAGCAAUUGGGUGAUAUCACUGUUGAACGUAAUCGGUUAAACAGUCAGUUAGAUUUCUGGCAAACGGAGUUUGAAAGACUGAAAGCAGAAAUUGGAAAAGGUGCACAAUCUGUUAAAGAUGACGGUUUUCAAAAGGAAAUGAAGGACAUUCCAAGAGAAUUCGCUGAUAACGCAGCUUUCGUUAAAAUAAGGACCAAUGUAGAGGAGGCUAAAAAUAUGCUAAAGGCGGAAUUUCAAGAAAAGCGAAAAAAGAUAUCGAAACUUGAAACUGAUUUAGCGGCUGUGAAAGGUGAAAAGGAGGCUGAAAUGACGAGCAUGAAAAGCAAGAUCAAAGUGUUUGAGGUUCCCGAUAAAUUCUUUGGUUCUCAAUCUAUUCUUUUUGUGGAAGAAGCAAAAGCGUUAGCAGCAAGUAAGAAUUUCGAUCAUGAGAAGGAAGAGAUGCAAAAACGUAUUGAUGAAGCCUGUAAAGCUGGUAGUGAACUAGAGGAGAAGAUUGUAAUACUGAACCAAAACUUGGAAGCAAAAAAUGCGGAAGUGAAAUCAAAAGAGGAGAGGAUCACUGAAUUGGUGGCAGAGUUAGCUGCAGAAAAAGCAAAAAGUGAAAAUUUGGCAAAAGAAUUGGCAUCUUCCAGUGAAACUGCAGUCGGAAAACAAAAGGUAGACGAGUUGACGGCUGAAAAUGCUCGACUUGCCGGUGAAUUAUUGAAAAUGCAUAGUGCUAGUGAUAAGGAAGACGCUCAACGAACAUUUGAGUUUGAAAAGAAAUUGAAGACGUGUGAGGAAACUUGGACCAAACGAUUGCAAGAAAAAGAGCAGAAUCAUUCUAAAAUGAUAGAGGACUUAAAAAAGGACGUUGCCAGAAGGACAAAAUUACGCGAUGAGGAAUGGGGCCGUAAGGUGGAAGUGGUUUUGGCGAAAAACAAUAGUGAAAUAGAGGCUUUAAAGCGUGACAAUGAAGCGCUAUUAGCGGAAAGGGAUAAACUCAAAGCGGGUCGUAAAGAUAGCUUGACUAUGAGAGAUAGUGAUUUCCAUGAAAUGAAGGAAAAGUUAGCAGAGGCAGAAAAAGAGAAUCGUCGAUUGAAGGGACAGAUCGAAUCUGCAGAAGCACAAAUCAAAGAUCUGUCUAAGGCAAAACAGAAUGGAAUUUCUCCGGUUCCACCACCGCGUCGGAUGCACGCUGCGAGUGAUAUCAGUGAUAUUUCUGCACGAUCAGAAACGCCAACUGGUCUUGAAGAGGAGAAUAAGAAAUUAAAAGCCGAAAUUGAAAAGUAUGUUGAAAUUUUUGUUACUGUUCAGCUUUUGCUGUCAUUUUCACCUGUAGAGCAGUAUAUUGAGAAGGCGCAGAAAUGUUGCUUGGUUUUAUGCAAGGAAAAAAGUUGUGAGAAAGAAGGAAAGAAAAAGGCAUUAGUGGUUGGAGGUUUAGUGCAGUGA
Molecule: messenger RNA, 5742 nt
Organism: Enterobius vermicularis (human pinworm)
Lineage: Eukaryota; Metazoa; Nematoda; Chromadorea; Rhabditida; Oxyuridae
Source: the annotation of a GenBank genome assembly